Caenorhabditis bovis is the source of this 1011-nucleotide messenger RNA. Lineage: Eukaryota; Metazoa; Nematoda; Chromadorea; Rhabditida; Rhabditidae. The record is from the annotation of a GenBank genome assembly.
AUGACAUAUUGUAAUGCGUUUCCAGCGAUUUUCCGGAAACGCGAUGAUGCCUAUAACAUCUGCACUGAUGACAUUAAAAUUGCCCAAAAUCCGAAGAAAACGCGAAAGAAAUUUGUGGCAACUUUGUGCACUUUGAUUGUCACUUUCCUGCUCAUCGUUUUAGGAGUUCAUAUCAUUUUCAUCAAUAAAACACCAAAAUCGUCUUAUGACAGGUCCAGCGAUGUUGAACUUUUGAGUAAGGUGAAAGUGUCGAAAAGUGCUCAAAAGUUGGCUCGAAGCGGGAAAUUGAUGUGUUGGGUGCAGACUUCUCCGUUGUACCAUGAUACUCGGUCUUUGGCAAUCAACGAAACAUGGAUACAUCGAUGCGAUCAUGGUCAGUUGUUCACUUCCGAAGAAUUCGAAGACCAGCGGAUUCCAUUCUCAACGGUUUUCGCUGGAAUUCCAGACACUUAUUAUAAUUUAUUCUUCAAAAGUCGAUAUGCAUUCAAAUACAUUCACGAUAAUAUCUCGAAGGAUUUUGAGUGGUAUAUGAAGGCAGAUGAUGAUACAUAUGUUAUAGUCGAAAAUCUCAAAAAGUAUCUCGACACAUUGAAUCCUGACGAACCGCAUUAUUUGGGAUAUGUCCUGAAGCCUUAUUUGAAAAAUGGAUAUAACGCGGGCGGUGCCGGCUAUGUUCUCUCUCGGGCUGCCUUGAAAAUAUUUGCCGACUAUCUUUAUUCGAAUUCGACGGCAUGUCCAGAUGAUAUUUAUGAAGACGUCGGAAUUGCUCACUGCCUGGAGAGCGCCGGCAUUUUUCCGGAAGACACAAGAAAUUCGAAUGGGCAGAACAGAUUUAACACUUUUUCACCGGCCGAGACGUUCCAUCAACUGAAAGCUGACUCAACCUGGGUAAAAUAUAAAGAGAAAAAUGGAUAUGAGGCAUUCGCAAACGAUUUGAUAUCUUUUCAUCAUCUUACACCCGAUGAAAUUCGAUUAUUCGACAUUCUAUUGUAUAGAACAGACCGAUUAUAA